Molecule: messenger RNA, 663 nt
Organism: Colletotrichum navitas
Lineage: Eukaryota; Fungi; Ascomycota; Sordariomycetes; Glomerellales; Glomerellaceae
Product: acetyltransferase
Exons: 1
Coding region: 1-663 (220 amino acids)
Molecular function (GO): acyltransferase activity, transferring groups other than amino-acyl groups
Source: RefSeq, a predicted model, not a curated record
AUGGACGUCCAACCUCUGGACUUCGUAACGGUGAGAACCUCACUCCCGACAAUUCCUCUACCACCUCACGCCUCGCGGCUGCCCAUGGUCACCGAACGUCUCAUUCUGAGACCGCUCUCCCUGGAUGAUCUGCAACCGCUGCACGUCCUUCGCACGCAGCCCGAGGUCAUGAAGUGGUCGGCCGCUGGCCGCGUUGACGCCGACAUGGAGGAGACGCGGGCCAAGUUGGCACAGAACCUACCCCCCAAUGACGCCGACAACUACGACUUUUCCAUCUGUUUGCGAUUGACGGGCGAGUGGAUCGGCAUCGGCGGCUGCAAGAGGGCCGCCGGCGGCGAGCUGGGCUGGCCCGAGAUCGGGUACAUGCUCCAGAAGGACUAUUGGGGCAGCGGGUACGCCACCGAGUUCGUCGAGGCCUUCCUUGGCGCCUGGUGGUCUCUGCCCCGCUCCGAGUGCGAGGUCAACGUCGACAAGGCGACCGUCCCAGGGCACCUCGCUGGGGACGUGGUGAACGAGAUCAUCACCGCCGUCACGGAGCCGGGCAACUUUGCAAGCCAAAAGAUCUUGAGCAAGUGGGGUUUCAAGAAGCUGAAGGUGUGGAAAGAAGAAGUCAGAGAAGGGACGACACUUGUUGGCCAUGGCAUCGGACGGCCGAAGCAAUAG